GAGUGGCCGAUAACGAGGUAGAUUCGGCCCCACGGCCGGCAGAGACUCCGAACCUCGGUAAAAAUCCAUAACCUUAAACUCAUCAGGGGUAGGUUACGUAGGGAACUCGUCGUGAGGCAGCACAUGAAAGCUCGGCCUCUAAAUACAACAUCUUUCUCCUUAAAAGAUAGUGCCUUAUUUACUAUUCUUGAGUAUCCACAACUUCUUUCCAGCAUCAUCAACAGUAAUACAACGCGUUCAAUUGGAGCGGCGAAUAGCACAAAAUGACAGUCAUUGAGGAUAUAGUUAGACCGACUCUGCUACGACCACCAGAGCACGAUGAGAAUAAGUCUCUGAUUGAGAAUGUAUUGGAUGUCACAGAGAUCAAGGUUCUAGGCCCUGAUAUCUUCACAAACACACAACCUCAAUGGCAUCCUCCCGGUGCCCGUGGUAUUUAUGGAGGUGCUGUCAUCGCACAAUGUCUUGCUGCCGCGCAAAAGACAGUCCCAGAGACGUUCCUGGUCCACUCAUGCCACUGCUACUUCCUCCUCGCGGGCAACUCUGAGAUACCCAUUCUCUACCAUGUUGAGCGUGUACGCGACGGACGCUCAUACUCAACACGCACGGUUCAAGCGCGGCAAAAGGGUGCGUGCAUCUUUACCACCACCAUCAGUUUCGUGCGUGAGACACCUCCUGAGAAGAAGCGACGGGAGGUCAGCCAUGCGGCAAGCCUGCCAAAGGACGUGAGCCCACCGGCAGAUGACUGGGAUGGUGAGCCAGAGUGGGCAAGAACUGGACCAUUUCAGAGCCACAGAAUUGAAGUAUUGGGCGCCCAGGACCCAAACUGCAAGCCACAGGACCGCAAGAGCAGACAGUGGAUGCGCUCGCGGCAAAAGAUCUCAGCUGGAGGUGGCCACCAAGCACAUCUCAACGCACUAGCAUACAUGUCAGACAGCUACUUCAUCGGCACAGUCUCCCGUCUCCACGGACUAUGGCGCUUCCCAUUCUCGCCUGAAGAGGUACCCUCACUGGACGAGAAGACCCAAGAGCAAGUCAAGAGCCUGUGUGAAUUUGAGGGCAUGGGUAGUAACGUUGAGGACUGGAAGGGGCGGGCACAGGUGGGAAUGCUUGUGAGUCUGGAUCACAGCAUCUACUUCCACGAGCCAAUGGCUGUCAAGGCGGAUGAGUGGAUGUUUACGGAGAUGGAGAGUCCGUGGGCGGGAGAUGGCAGGGGUGUUGUCACACAGAAGAUAUUUGGUAAGGAUGGGGCGUUGCUGGCGACGUGUUUCCAAGAGGGCGUUGUUCGACUUAAGCAGGAUGGCGGAGAGAAGGGCGCGAAGCUGUGAUCUGUCUUUGAGCUGUGGCAGUGUUUGUUCGUUUCGUUUCAUUUGUUGACUGAUACCAUACAUAGUAAUACUACCUUUGACAACCACGUCACACUUCAACCCUUUCAAUGACUUUCGGACUGAACAGUUGGUUGAUAUGUUGUUCAUCAUUCACCUACCUUUUCCCUUCAAGCAUGGGCUGUUCAUUGGCUUGUUCAGAGCAUGUGUAUGGCCAAAGCUCUAUUCAGCAUGUCAUGUCUAGGAAAGUUCUUCAGACGUAUCAGCUACAGUAUUGUGAUGGC
Molecule: messenger RNA, 1606 nt
Organism: Fusarium redolens
Lineage: Eukaryota; Fungi; Ascomycota; Sordariomycetes; Hypocreales; Nectriaceae
Product: thioesterase-like superfamily-domain-containing protein
Exons: 3
Coding region: 264-1325 (353 amino acids)
Biological process (GO): acyl-CoA metabolic process; fatty acid catabolic process
Cellular component (GO): peroxisomal matrix
Molecular function (GO): fatty acyl-CoA hydrolase activity
Source: RefSeq, a predicted model, not a curated record